AUGGAAUCUAUGUUGAGAAGUAAAAUUAAUCGGGAAUUGAGCAAAAAAAAAUUCAAAAAGCAAGCUCUCUCCUGGACUUUUUAUAUAAAUCAUCCCAUGAAAGAGGAAUAUUUGAAGCAAGAUAUUCGAAAUGAAAUCAAUACGAUAGCUAUAGCUAUAAGUCGCAUUUAUUAUUUAGUUGCAAUAAAAGGAAGUGAAAUUUCAACUACGGUCAUUAAUUUUGUACUUUUAAUGCUUGCUAAAUUCAAAUGGCUGAUAUUCAAGUAUGACAAAGUAUAUGAGAAAUUAAAUCAAAUUUAUGGCUUUAGCGAUCCAAGACAUGUUCCAUUAACAUAUGAUAUUAAAAAUAUCAACCUUUUGAAACGCAUGAUCAAGGAAACGUUACGUCUUUUUCCCGCAGAUUCCGCCAUCGCUCGAAAAAUAACACAAAACAGAAAGUUGGACUAUAUCGAAAGGUUCCUACCGGGGAAGAAUAGUUCCACAUAUUUCUUUCCAUUUAGUUAUGGUCGAAGAAAUUGCGUAGGUCAAAAUUUCACUAUGCUUGAGAUGAUAAUGAUCAUUGCUACGCUGAUAAGAAGAUUUCUAAUUAAAAUAGAUAAUUCUAUAGGAAUUGUAGAAAUAGGUUUAAAGAUGAGCAUCACAUUAAAACUGGAUUGGACCAAUAAGAUUAAAAUUUGA
Messenger RNA from Vespa mandarinia (Asian giant hornet), 678 nucleotides. RefSeq names its product cytochrome P450 4V2-like. The record is from RefSeq and is a predicted model, not a curated record. NCBI's taxonomy places the organism in Eukaryota, Metazoa, Arthropoda, Insecta, Hymenoptera, Vespidae.